AUGCGCACACUGACAUUUAGCACUUUGUUUCAAUUUGUUCGGCAUCCACCUCUUUUAUCCAAGAUGAGAAUUAGUGUACCCAUAAUCCUCCUUGUUGCAGUGGCAGGUUUCCACAGUGUGAUUUCAGCAUCUCUGCAAAGUGAUGAAAGGACUGAAUUGCCAGAAGAGAGAGCGUUUGAAGAGAACAGCAUGACUCCACAAACAGAUGGGUCGGAGUAUGAGGCUGCUCAUGUGAAAGAUGGAGAGACAAAGGCAAUGACAGACACUACAGAGGAGGAAGAUGAUGACGACUCAGAAGAGCAAAAAUUGCUUGAGAAGGAAGAUAGUGAUGGAGCGAACACCGGAAGUGACGCGCCCAUAGAUUCAGACUCUCAGGACGACAGUAAGUAAAUUCAUUUAAAUUACAGUAUAGUGCAAACAAAGACACCAGGACAAUGUUUCCUUUGUGUUAUUUGAUUUCUAUGAUUAUCUCAGACAAUAUUAAUAUAGUAUAAGGUGAUUAGUCUUUAUACGGUGGUUAUACUGUAUGUUUAUUGCUGUAGUAUUUCCCUGACUUAUGUAAAGUUAUGUAACACGUGUCUCUUAUUGCACAGCCUCUCAACAGAUCACAGGUAAACGCUUCACAUUACAUUAUUUGUAGCCAUAAUUAAAGAGGAAAACAGUUAGUAGUCUAAGAUGCGUCCUUUCAUUAAAAUUCAAUGAUUUUUGGUCACGUGUGUGGUGUUUCUCUUGAAAUUGAAUGGCUGACUUUUUGACUCCUGCAAUUAUAAUAGCAUUUUGAUGAUUGACCACAUAUUUUAUAUAGUCUCCUUGUUUCCAGUCCUUAACUUUUGUGUUUUGUUCUUCUCUAGAACACAGUGAGCAGGUUGAAGAGAAUGUGAAAAGUUCUGAGGAUUUCGGUGAUGAAGAAUAUGAUGUAUAUUACAAUUCUUAAGACCGUGUGAAGCAGCUGUGUGGAAUCCAUCUAACAUCUUUAUUAAAACCGAAAUGCAUUGUUUUAUAAAGCAUAUUGCAAAAAUUCUAACCAACUGUAUGUACCACCUGGACAAAAACAUGCAUGGUGACCUUUCACACAAUUUGUGAUGGCUGUUUUUUCCCCCCCAAAUAAAGACUGUAAACACUG
This is a messenger RNA of Sinocyclocheilus rhinocerous, 1123 nucleotides long. RefSeq names its product histone-lysine N-methyltransferase SETD1B-like. The transcript has 10 exons. The coding region runs from base 1 to 390 and encodes 129 amino acids. The record is from RefSeq and is a predicted model, not a curated record. NCBI's taxonomy places the organism in Eukaryota, Metazoa, Chordata, Actinopteri, Cypriniformes, Cyprinidae.